Molecule: messenger RNA, 1311 nt
Organism: Phyllostomus hastatus (greater spear-nosed bat)
Lineage: Eukaryota; Metazoa; Chordata; Mammalia; Chiroptera; Phyllostomidae
Gene: TBXT
Product: T-box transcription factor T
Exons: 8
Coding region: 1-1311 (436 amino acids)
Biological process (GO): heart morphogenesis; somitogenesis; cell fate specification
Cellular component (GO): nucleus
Molecular function (GO): RNA polymerase II cis-regulatory region sequence-specific DNA binding; DNA-binding transcription factor activity, RNA polymerase II-specific
Source: RefSeq, a predicted model, not a curated record
AUGAGCUCCCCGGGCGCCGAGGGCGCUGCGAAGAGCCUGCAGUACCGCGUGGACCACCUGCUGAGCGCCGUGGAGAGCGAGCUGCAGGCGGGCAGCGAGAAGGGCGACCCCACGGAGCGCGAGCUGCGCGUGGGCCUGGAGGAGAGCGAGCUGUGGCUGCGCUUCAAGGAGCUCACCAACGAGAUGAUCGUCACCAAGAACGGCAGGAGGAUGUUCCCGGUGCUCAAGGUGAGUGUGUCCGGGCUGGACCCCAGCGCCAUGUACUCCCUGCUGCUGGACUUCGUGGCGGCCGACGGCCACCGCUGGAAGUACGUCAACGGGGAGUGGGUGCCGGGGGGCAAGCCGGAGCCACAGGCGCCCAGCUGCGUCUACAUCCACCCGGACUCGCCCAACUUCGGCGCGCACUGGAUGAAGGCGCCUGUCUCCUUCAGCAAAGUCAAGCUCACCAACAAGCUCAACGGCGGGGGUCAGAUCAUGCUGAACUCCUUGCACAAGUACGAGCCCCGGAUCCACAUCGUGAGGGUGGGGGGCCCGCAGCGCAUGAUCACCAGCCACUGCUUCCCCGAGACGCAGUUCAUCGCCGUGACGGCCUACCAGAACGAGGAGAUCACAGCCCUUAAAAUCAAGUACAACCCGUUCGCAAAGGCGUUCCUCGACGCGAAGGAAAGAAGCGAUCACAAGGACGCGGUGGAGGACCCUGGAGAUGGCCAGCAGUCCGGGUACCCCCAAUCAGGGGGGUGGCUCCUGCCCGGGGCCGGCGCCCUGUGCCCCCCAGCCGCCCCCCACCCUCAGUUCGGAGGCGCCCUGCCGCUCCCCUCCACGCACGGCUGCGAGCGGUACCCCGCCCUGAGGAACCACCGCCCGUCCCCCUACCCCAGCCCUUACGCGCAUCGGAACAGUUCUCCAACCUGUUCCGACACCUCCCCCGCGUGCCUGCCCAUGCUGCAACCCCACGACAGCUGGCCCAGCCUGGGGAUGCCCACCCACGCCGGCAUGCUUCCCGUGACCGCCGGCGCUGGCCCCGCCGCGGGCACCAGCCAGUACCCCAGCCUGUGGUCCGUGAGCAAUGGCACUGCCGCGCCGGGCGCACAGUCGGCAGGAAUGUCCGCCGGGCUGGCGCCCCAGUUCUUCCGAGGGCCCUCCGCGCACCCUGCGCCCCUCGCCCACCCGGGCUUGGCCUCCGCCGCCUCGGGAUCCCCGCUGUACGAGGGGGCCCCCGCGGCCACCGACGUCCCCGACAGCCAGUACGACGCCUCGGCGCAGGCCUGCCUCAUUGCCUCCUGGACACCUGUGUCGCCGCCUUCCCUGUGA